Meloidogyne enterolobii is the source of this 1026-nucleotide messenger RNA. The record is from the annotation of a GenBank genome assembly. NCBI's taxonomy places the organism in Eukaryota, Metazoa, Nematoda, Chromadorea, Rhabditida, Meloidogynidae.
AUGCAAUUAUGUUCAACACCAAAAGGUUUAGUAGAAGCUACAAUUGUUGAAUCAACUAAUUUGCCUGAUCUCGGUUUAGUCUGUACAGCAAUAAUAAAUAGAGGAACCUUAAAGAAAGGAACGAUUUUGGUUGCUGGAACGUGUUAUGGACAAGUUAGAACGUUAUCCAAUGAAUUUGAUAAAAUUUUGGAUGAAGCUGGACCGAGUACUCCUGUUCGAAUUAGUGGUUGGAAAGACGAAUUACCUCCACCUGGUGAAUUAGCUUUUGAAGUUCCUAAUUUGUCCAAAGCAAAAAAGAUUGUUGAAUUUAGAAGACAAAAGAAAAUGGUCACAAUGUUUGUUGAAGAUUUGAAAAUCAUUGAAAAGCGAAGAGAAGAGGCUCGCGGAAAAUAUAGACAACAACGUUUUGAAUUGUUUAAACAAGGAAUUAUUGCUAGAGCUGGUCACUCUCCUGAUGCUUAUACAAAACCUAAUGAAGAAGAAAUUGCUGCUUUAGAAAUUCCUAGUCUUACAAUAAUUUUGAGAUGUGAUGUUGAUGGAGCUCUUGAGGCACUCAAAAAUGUUUUAUCAACGUAUAAUGCUAAAGACCAAGUUCGCCUUAAAAUUGCAAGUGCUGGUGUAGGACCUUUAACUGAAAAAGAUUUGGAAUUGGCAGCUGAUAUUGGAGCUUAUGCCCUUUCAUUUAAUGCACCAAUUCAUCAAUAUAUUAGAGAUUUGGCUAAAAGUAAAGGAGUGGCUUUAGAAGAAUUUCAUGUUAUUUACAAACUUGUGGAUAGAUUAAAGGAAUUAUUGACACAAAAAAUUACUCCAAUAAUAGAACGUCGUUUAGUUGGCAGUGGAACUGUUAUACGUGCUUAUAAACUUAAAGAUGGACAAAAAAAGAAGCAACCUGUGGCUGGAAUAAAAGUUGAUUGGGGAAAAAUGGAUAGAAAAUUUAUCUGGCGUUUUGUAAGAAGUGGAAAUGCAACGUCUGAAGAAGGUUUGUGUUGCGAUUUUUUUAUUAACGCUAAAAUUGUCCAAAAUUGA